Eleginops maclovinus (Patagonian blennie) is the source of this 2118-nucleotide messenger RNA. Its product is annotated as P2Y purinoceptor 1-like. The transcript has a single exon. NCBI's taxonomy places the organism in Eukaryota, Metazoa, Chordata, Actinopteri, Perciformes, Eleginopidae. The coding region runs from base 170 to 1207 and encodes 345 amino acids. Gene Ontology annotation, cellular component: membrane. The record is from RefSeq and is a predicted model, not a curated record. Gene Ontology annotation, biological process: G protein-coupled receptor signaling pathway. Gene Ontology annotation, molecular function: neuropeptide receptor activity.
GGUGUUGUUGGUGUGUGUGAUUUUUGGAUCUGAAUAUGCGUCACACCGUUUCCUGCCAGGGAAGUGGGCGGGCACCUUCUUGCUUUCGAAUUUACUUCAGUUAUGUUUUGCACACGUUUCUGUGAGAGCCGACUGUCUGCUGUGCUUUUGUCCAUUGGAAAACUCAAGAAUGGAGAUUGUUUUGCCAGUGGGGACUCGGGAGAUGACUGGGAAUAACUCGCAGGCAGUUUGCGAGCGCAUCAACCUGGAUUUUACGCACACCUUCCUGCCAGCCGCGUUUGUCACGGUGUUCGUGGUCGGGACGCUGUCCAACAUCUGGGGACUGAGAAGUGUGUGCACCAGCUGGCAAAAAAUUGGAAACAUUAAUAUCUUCAUGUUCAACCUGGGGGUGGCGGACCUUCUUUACCUGUUCACCCUGCCCUUCCUCGUGCACUAUUAUAUGAACGAUAGCCGCUGGGAGUUCGGCCAGCCUUUCUGCAAGGUGACCCGCUUCUGUUUUAACCUCAACCUCUACGGCAGCAUCGGUUUCCUCACCUGCAUCAGCAUCUACAGGUAUCUGGGCAUCGUUCACCCCAUGAGGGUGAUGGGUAAGAUCAGCAGCCGGCACUCGCUGGCGGUCAGCACGCUGGUCUGGCUGCUGGUCAUUAUCCAGAUCCUCCCUGAUAUAUUUUUCAAAAAGAAUGAUUUAAAGUCCAAUAACUCGUGUUACGACACCACCUCUAACGACCAGAUCCAAGACUACAUGCCUUACAGCAUCGGCUGGACCGUCACAGGGUUCGCCAUUCCUCUGGUUAUCAUUCUGCUCUGUUAUGGACACGUCGUUGUGGUUCUCGUCAAAAACUCCUCCAACGUCAACCCUAUGCUGAAGCAGCGGUGUGUGAAACUGGUGAUGGUUUUGGUGAUUCUGUUCUCAAUCUGUUUCAUCCCCUACCACAUAUUUCGGAAUGUUAACCUGAACACAAGGAUUUUAAAACAGAGUGGGGUUUGCUACGCCAGUUUCCGAAACAUCUACAUCGCGCAUCAGGUGGGCAGAUUCCUGGCGAGUCUGAACAGCGCCAUAAACCCGCUAAUUUACAUCGUGGGUAAUGAUGAUUUCCUAAUGAGGCUCCACCGGGUCAAGAACCGGGCUCGGAUGUCUCUGGCCGGCCUGACAGGAGCUGCGCGUUACCGCAGACCGUUGGACACGGACGUGGAUACUCCGUCAUAGCCUCGCGUCAACUCGGACCCUAUGAAGGGUUCAUUCACUGUCCUUAACCUGAGUUACACUUCCGUGAGUCCCUGUGUUCAUGCACCGCCAGAACUCCCACAUUUCCGGUAACAAAGUAUGAUGAAUGAUGAUUGGCAGGAUAUUAACUCUAUUAUCUCAUAUCUCAGUCAUCAGGUCACCAAGGUUACAGCGCAGAGAGACAAUCUGUCUGAUCAAUCACCAAGGUGCUCAUUAUAUUUUUGCACUUUCUGUGUGUGACUGUGUUUGUGUUUCAGAGCUGAUUUUUCUGUAAUCUGACUGUACAGAGGAAGGAAGGAAACGUCCAAUUCCAUCCAAAACUUGUCUGGACAUGGCAGGGUGUGGGACUGCCUUGGCACUCUUACAUAUGUAGCCUUUAAUAUAGUGUUUGUAUGGAUUGUAAAUUCCACUUUGCAUGUGACCAUGCCACAUCUCUUAACUGCACGUUUGUUUCGAGAAACUGGAACUGGAAAAGGAACUGCAACAGGGAAAAAGUGCCGGGGUCUAUUGUCUGAACAACUAGGAAAUAUUCUAAACUGCAUUCAAAAUACAAGUACGCAGUCCUGUAUUCAUGUGUUCAAGUCACACAUUAAAGGACUUUAAAUGCAGAGUGCCCCCUGUCUAAAGGAUAUAUUAUUUUGUACUAUAGUGUUGUAUCAUUGUAACAGGUUAAUAUAUAUUCCGUUUUUAUAAAACCGUUAGAUAGUGUUCAUUCCUCGGUGAUCAUUUUGUGCUGCUGUUAAACUGUUUUGUAUUAUACAAAUAUGUGUUUGUGUUAUUUUGUCCACCCCCAGUUUUAUCAGGUAAGGCAAACAGAAUCCUUACUGACUUGUAUUAGACAACUAAUUUUAAUGUAAAUGUUACAAUAAACCUGCUACUGUUUUUUAUACACA